Molecule: messenger RNA, 2061 nt
Organism: Lagenorhynchus albirostris (white-beaked dolphin)
Lineage: Eukaryota; Metazoa; Chordata; Mammalia; Artiodactyla; Delphinidae
Product: solute carrier organic anion transporter family member 1B3-like
Exons: 14
Coding region: 1-2061 (686 amino acids)
Biological process (GO): transmembrane transport; sodium-independent organic anion transport
Cellular component (GO): membrane
Molecular function (GO): protein binding
Source: RefSeq, a predicted model, not a curated record
AUGAUGGACCAGAAUCAACAUUUGAGUAAGACAGCAGAGGCACAACAUUCUGAGAAAAGGAAAACUAGAAACUACUGCAAUGGAUUCAAGAUGUUCUUGGCAGCCCUGUCACUCAGCUUUAUUUCUAAGACACUAAGUGCAAUCAUUAUGAAAGGUUCCAUCACUCAAAUAGAAAGGAGAUUUGACAUAUCAUCUUCUACUGUUGGCUUAAUUGAUGGAAGCUUUGAAAUGGGAAAUUUGCUUGUGAUUUUAUUUGUGAGUUACUUUGGAGCCAAAUUACACAGACCAAAACUAAUCGGAAUUGGUUGCUUCGUUAUGGGAAUUGGAAGUAUUUUGACUGCUUUACCUCAUUUCUUCAUGGGAUAUUACAGGUAUUCUAAAGACACCCCUAUUAAUCCAUCAGAGAAUUCAACAUCAAGCUUAUCAACUUGUUUGAUUAAUCAAAAUUUGUUACUCAAUAGAACAUCACUGGAGAUAGUGGGAAAAGGUUGGGAAAAGGAAUCUGGGUCACAUAUGUGGAUAUAUAUUCUAUUGGGUAAUAUGCUUCGUGGAAUUGGGGAAACGCCCAUAACACCCUUGGGGAUUUCUUACAUCGAUGAUUUUGCUAAAGAAGGACAUUCUUCUUUUUAUUUAGGUAAUUUGUUUGCAGUAACAAUGAUUGGUCCAAUCAUUGGCUUUUUACUCCUAUCUCUGUUUUCUAAAAUGUAUGUGGAUGUUGGAUACGUAGAUCUGAGCACUAUCAGAAUAACUCCUAAGGACUCUCGUUGGGUUGGUGCGUGGUGGCUUGGUUUCCUUGUGGCUGGACUAAUAUCCAUUAUUUCUUCUAUACCAUUCUUUUUCUUGCCCCCAAAUUUGGAUAAACCAAGGAAAGAAAAAAAAGCCUCAGUAUCUUUGCCUGUGCAAAAUGAGGAAAAGAGUCAAACGGCUCAUUUGACCAAGCAGGGGCAAAAUGUUAGUGAAACUGUAGCUGGUUUUUUCCAGUCCUUGAAAAACAUCCUUACCAAUCCCCUGUAUGUUAUAACAUUAGUUUUGACACUGCUACAAGCCAGCAGCCAUAUUGGAAUUAUUACUUAUGUCUUCAAAUAUGUAGAACAGCAGUAUGGCCAGUCAGCAUCUGAGACUAGCAUUUUGUUUGGAUUCAUAACCAUACCAACUUUUGCAUCUGGAGUGUUUACAGGAGGAUAUAUCAUUAAAAAAUUCAAAUUUACCUUGGUUGGAAUUGCGAAAUUUUCAUUUUGUAGCCAUAUGUUGUCCUUCCUAUUUCACCUAUUAAAUUUUGCGCUAAUCUGUGAAAACAAAUCAGUUGCUGGACUAACCUUGACUUAUGAUGGAAAUAAUCCAGUGGCAUCUCAUAUAAAUGUACCAUUUUCUUAUUGCAACUCUGACUGCAAUUGUGAUCAAAAUCAAUGGGAACCACUCUGUGGAGACAAUGGAAUAACUUACAUAUCACCUUGUUUAGCAGGAUGCAAAUCUUCAAGUGGCAGUAAAAAGUCUGUUAUGUUUCAUAACUGUAGUUGUGUGGAAGUAAAUGGUUUCCAGAGCAGAAAUAACUCAAUGAAGUUGGGUGAAUGCCCCAAAAAUGAUCAAUGUACAAGAAAAUUUUAUGUUUAUAUAGUAGUGCAAAUAUUUAUCUUUUUUUCUUCUGCAUUGGGAAGCACCUCAAAUAUCAUGCUGGUUUUUAAAAAUGUUGAACCUGAACUGAAAUCACUUGCCAUGGGUUUCCAUUCACUAACUAUUCGAACACUAGGAGGAAUUCCAGCUCCUAUAUAUUUUGGGGCUCUGAUUGAUAGAGCUUGUAUGAAGUGGUCUGUCAACAAUUAUGGGAAGCAAGGGUCUUGUCGGAUAUACAAUUCCACAUUAUAUGGAAAUACUUUCUUUGGCUUGACUACAGGCUUAAAACUCCCAGCUCUUGUUUUAUAUGUUGUAUUAAUUUCUGUUAUGAAGAAAAAAUAUCAAGGAAAAGAUAUCAAGACAUCAGAAAAUGAAAGAAAAUCCGUGAACGAAGCGAACUUAGAACCGUUAAGUAGUGAUACCGCAGUGGACCGUGAAACACAUAUUUAA